Elgaria multicarinata webbii is the source of this 795-nucleotide messenger RNA. It is a transcript of the gene TMEM95, whose product is annotated as transmembrane protein 95. Gene Ontology annotation, cellular component: sperm plasma membrane; acrosomal membrane. The record is from RefSeq and is a predicted model, not a curated record. The coding region runs from base 1 to 609 and encodes 202 amino acids. The transcript is spliced from 8 exons. Gene Ontology annotation, biological process: fusion of sperm to egg plasma membrane involved in single fertilization. Lineage: Eukaryota; Metazoa; Chordata; Lepidosauria; Squamata; Anguidae.
AUGUCUGAAGACCAAAACUGCCUUCCAGAGAAUAUGGACAUUGCAUAUAUGCAGAAAAGAUUCCGGAAUCCCAAAAUCCAGGCCAUCAGGUGCCCAGGAACGGAGGGGUGUAUUCAUUGCGGACAGCAGUUCAAGAACCUGAAGAUCCGCUUUGCCCGCCUCUGCGCCCAAUACAGAGAACGUUUCAGCCAGGCAAACUGCACCAAAUUCCCAUGGCGAAUGCGGUCCUACCAGGAUUUAGCCUUAGAUGAGUUGUCCUUGGAUCUAUUGCUGGAAAAAACGCACCGAGUCUUUCGGGUUAUUGAAAUAAACCAAAGCCUUGAUGAUUUUCCAGAAUAUUGGAACUGGCUUCAUGAAGUUAAGAUGCCGGAACUGAGCAGAGAAGUUCUGUGCCCUCCUGCUUGCCAGGGAGCCACCUCAGCGUUCAACUGCUCUACUUGCCGCCGGGUGGACGUGCCCUGUUGGGGCCUGAAGACCUGCUACCCAGAUGGCACCCGCCUGCAAAAAGCCGUCCGGCUCCUGAGCUCCAUCUCCGGCUCCUGCCUGUUCCUGGGACUGGUGUCCUGUGCCCUGGAAUUUCGGCUCCGUCCGGGGAUUGGAACAGCGUAGGGAGGGGGAGAAAGAUGGAUGGAGAUUCCUAAGAGUUUCUUCUUUUGGUCGCAAGAGUCGGGCGCAUAGAAGAGUGACCAUAUGUGAGGCAUGGGUGUGCAGGAGUGUGGCUGGCUACAGAAGGCAUCCCACAUGCAAGGCGUUUUCAGAACCGUGUGUGUGCAAGAGGCCGUGUGUGUGUGUGUG